CACUCGAGUCUCGAAAACAGAGCAUGGCUGAGUUGUGUUGAAUCUACAGCGAUUUAAAGGUUGAGAGCGGGACUUUUAUCUUAAGCAGCUGAGAGUGCGCCAGCAUGGGUCGGCGCUCGUCUGACAGUGAGGAUGACAAGGGGAGCAGGAGGAAGAAGAAGCAGCGGCGUCGUUCCUCCUCCUCCUCCUCCUCCUCCUCUUCCUCCGGCAGCAGGGUGAGGAGCAGCCGGAGCCGCAGGGCCAGCCGCCGGAGCAGGUCCCGCUCCAGAGACAGAGACAGGAGGAGAAGACAGCGUUCCAGCAGCAGUUCAUCCCGCGGUUCAUCUCACAGGAGGAGGAGUGCCGAGAGGGAGAAAGGGAGGAGCCACCGCUCACGUAGGUCACGCAGCCGGGACAGGAGGUCUCAUUCUCGCCACCGGAGGUCUGGCAGUAGGAGCGGCAGCCACAGCCGUCGAGCAGUGCAAAGCCGCAAAAAGAGCCGCAGCAGAGAGCGAGAGCGAGACCGGAGCCGGCGCAAGGGCCGCGACCGUGAGAGGGACAAGGAGAAAGACAAGGAGCGAGACAGAGGAAAAGACAGAAACAGGGACAGGGAGAAAGACAAGAGUAAAGACAAGGCCGAGAAGAAAGCGGACGCCGAGAACAUCAAAGCCAGAUUAGAACAUCUGACUCCAUCAGAACAAGCCAAAGUUCGAAUGCAACUAGUCCUGCAGGCAGCAGCUAAAACAGAUGAGGUUCUGAAAGCCAAAGUAGCCAAGAGAGAGGAGGAGGCCAAGAAGAAGACGGAGGAAGAGGGAACUUCUCUGGAGGAGCAAGUGCGAAGGAUAAAGGACAUCGAGGCCAUCGAGAGUGAUUCUUUUGUUCCUCAGGCUUUCAAAUCAUCCCGGGAUGACAUAAAGAAGGAGCCAGUCGAGGUGAAGCAGGAGACGGAGGAAUCCUCUUAUGCCAUCGCCCUUCCCACUUCUAUAGUCUACAAUGACAGUGACAUUCUUGCUCAUCCCAGUUUGUUCCUGGACAAGGAGAAGGCUGAGGAGUUGUGGCUAAACAGACUGGUCUCCCUGCGACAGGAGAGGCUGAUGGGAAGUCCUGUUACUUGAAGACCAGAAGACACAGAACCUCAGAUCUAUCUGUUCCCAGAACGCUUUUCAGUUUUUACCUCAUUCAUUUUUGUUGUCUCACUCGCUGCAAUAUCCUGUUUGGACAUCACAGCAUAUCUCAUUUCUACUAAUUCUCUCAGCUGUUAUACUAAUUUGCGAGGACAAGGGUUUGGUUGUAUGUGCUUAUUUUUAUUAAAAUGAAUGAAUGAAUAUGCAUUAUUUGGCUUCAUUUAUUUGGAAUGAAGGGAAAUCUUCUAUGUUCAUGUAAGAUUUGAAACAUAUUGUCUUUGUAAGUUUAUUCAGUGAAUAAAGGCAGUUGUGGCCAUUCUUUGAAAAAAAAUAUUGUGGUGUCAUAGCCGUCGACAAAAUAGAAACAAUAUUUCUCUCUUUAACAAAAGCAUCUGACUCGGCAUUUGUAAAGUUAAGAUGACAUAUAGUUCAGUAUUUACUAUUUUCUACAUUUAAGAUUUGACUCUGUUACAUGGUGAAAAAUAUUAUCUUCAGUCGUUGCACUCAUAUGUAUAGAUAUUGCUAAGAGAUUAAUGUUUUUUCAGUGUUGUGUUCCUGUUUAAGUAGAUUCAUGACAGCAAGUGAACUAAUAGGUCUAUUUGUGGAACUGCCAGAUGGUAAAUCUAUACUGAGUCAGGGACAUGGUGU
Messenger RNA from Cololabis saira (Pacific saury), 1751 nucleotides. It is a transcript of the gene rsrc1, whose product is annotated as arginine/serine-rich coiled-coil 1. The transcript has 10 exons. The record is from RefSeq and is a predicted model, not a curated record. Bases 105 to 1094 code for a protein of 329 amino acids. Lineage: Eukaryota; Metazoa; Chordata; Actinopteri; Beloniformes; Belonidae. Gene Ontology annotation, cellular component: nucleus; cytoplasm. Gene Ontology annotation, biological process: alternative mRNA splicing, via spliceosome.